UCUGUUACGUUACAUAUGUACGUUUUCCUCCUCCUCUCUCUCACCCCCCCACCUUCGCGAUGGUUCAGUCCUGUUGCCCGGCGCGCGUGCACGAGCACAAUUGUGCUGAGUGUCCGUGAGGCAGCAUCCAUCCGCCGGAAGUGCCAUGAAAAAGCGCUGAGUCAUGUCUGUCAACCUCGAGGAGAGCGACGGCGUGUUUGGACCCCACAUCCCCCAGGAGACCCCAUCCCUGAGACGGAGCUGCUGGACAACAGCAUCCAGAAGGGGCGGGCCCAGCUGUCCGUCAAGGCGCGCAGACAGCGGCCAUCCCGCUCCCGUUACCGUGACAGCGUGAGCUCCACGGAGGGGGACGACGGAGUGGACAGGAAGGAGGACGCCACGACUCACUCCGCCCACUCACCGCUGCGCUUGACAACGCGAGGCACCUCCCCUUCUCCCGAUUCGCUGCUGUCUGCGCGGAGCUCCGCCUUCUUAUUUGACACGUCACUGGUGGGCCAAUCGCAGGUGCGUCGCUCCCCUGAAGAUGUAAGCCUGUCAUUGGCCGCCACUCCCAGGAGGCGGUACCACCAACUGACCAACGCUACGUCUCAAGAAGCUCUGGCGACGCCCACCAGCUCGCCAUCUAAGUCUUGCCCCUCCUCCGAUGUCUCGCCAGUUUACACCAGGAGGAGCAGAAGGCCUGACAGCGAAGUUCUUGUAUCAGAUCCGAGUCGAGACUCGAGUCCUGCUGACCCUGGCAGUCCUCCAGUCUUGGACAAGAAGACCAAAAGACGCUUCCUGGAUUUGGGCGUCACUCUGAGGCGGUCCUACCUGCGAGUGAAGAAGGACAAAAGCGAGCGACUCUCGACGGGCAGCAGGGAGACGUGUGAGAGUCCGUCUCGGGCUUCAGCCUCCUUCGUGUCCUUCUCCUGGUUCUCGGAGGGUCGGGGGUCCCUGUCCUCCUCCGGAACGCCGCCCUGCUCCCCCCAGAUUCCACCGGCGGGCUCAGGAAGACCCGGCCGGUCCUCGUCGCAGGAGUCGGCCCUCAGUGAGGAAUUCUCUCCUCCACAGAUGUCCCCCACCACUUGUCCUCACCUGGACGUGUCCUGCACCCUGUCCUCGCACCCGUACCACACCCUGUCCCAGUCUUCUGACGAGCCCGGCGACGAGACGUCUUCCCAGGUGUCUUCCUGGACGACUCAGCAGGUGUGUGAUUGGCUGGGGGACGUGGGCAUGGAACGCUAUGUCCCAGAAUUCCGAGCGGCGGACGUGGACGGACAGCAGCUGCUCCAGUUGGACGGCAGCAAGCUGAAGGGUCUGGGUGUGCUCAGUUCGUCAGACCGCGGCGCUCUGAAGCGGCGGCUGAAAGGCUGGCAGGCGGCGGCGGAGAAGGAACGCAAGGCGCUGAACAAAAUGGAGAAACAGAAGGAGAAGCAGCGCAGGAAGGAGCAGGAGCAGCGCAGGAGCUGAACGCCCAAAUAUGGUCAGUCGUGGCUAGUGAAGACACCCACAUUAACACAGUGGGAGAACAUUUAUUGCCAUGUUGUCCACUUGAAAUAAAAGGCUCUUAUUGUGGAAGAACA
Nerophis ophidion (straightnose pipefish) is the source of this 1562-nucleotide messenger RNA. RefSeq names its product sterile alpha motif domain containing 14 (gene samd14). The record is from RefSeq and is a predicted model, not a curated record. The transcript has 12 exons. Gene Ontology annotation, biological process: neuron projection development; actin filament organization; calcium-mediated signaling. Bases 16 to 1449 code for a protein of 477 amino acids. Gene Ontology annotation, cellular component: actin cytoskeleton; dendrite; cytoplasm. Gene Ontology annotation, molecular function: actin filament binding. NCBI's taxonomy places the organism in Eukaryota, Metazoa, Chordata, Actinopteri, Syngnathiformes, Syngnathidae.